Molecule: messenger RNA, 2384 nt
Organism: Daldinia loculata
Lineage: Eukaryota; Fungi; Ascomycota; Sordariomycetes; Xylariales; Hypoxylaceae
Exons: 2
Coding region: 184-1671 (495 amino acids)
Biological process (GO): regulation of transcription by RNA polymerase II
Molecular function (GO): zinc ion binding; DNA-binding transcription factor activity, RNA polymerase II-specific
Source: RefSeq, a predicted model, not a curated record
CUUCAAUUGCACCGACUCUCUGGACACUACGGAUUACUGCCCUUCGGUUCGGCAUUCCGAGAAGCCCAAUUACUUGAUUUGGACCUUUUCGACAUCCUUUUCGAUGGCUUCGUUUAUAUGCCCUUACCGACGUAAAAGAUAUCUCAUUCGUCAGCGGUUAUGAUAUUAUGACAUUGCGGAAUAAUGCCUCCAAGAAGAUCACAUAAAAAAUCUCGUGCCGGAUGCCGAAGAUGUAAAGCUCGAAAAAUUAAGUGCGACGAAGUCCAUCCUAGGUGUGGAAAUUGUACCAAGCAUGGCGUUGCUUGCGACUUUGAGCAUCCCGGCAUCGUCGACACUCUUAGUCCAGUCGAAACCCCUCGUCCGACGACAUCUACAAGUAACUGCGAUAGUCCCUCGACGAGUACUCUUCCACCGACGCCCUCCGUAGAGUCGAGCACGCCUCUUCCCCUAUAUCGAAAUCCAGAACCUCUUCCCUUGACAAACUCGAACAAAAGUAAUCGCAUGAUGGAGUUAAAACUAUUACAUCACUACACUACCAUUACUUGCCAGACUCUGGCCAUAUCUUCACCGGUGAGCGAGAAAAUAUGGCGGGAUACUGUCCCGAACCUUGCCUUUACCGGUGCAGAAUUUCUAGCCGACGCUUUGCUUGCCGUUUCUGCUCUCCAUCUACGGUCACACGCUCCACAGGAUCAAGAACUUAUACGCGCCAGUCAUUCAUAUAUGGCGUCAACCCUUUCGGAAUAUAGUGCGAGGCUAGGAAAGGGCAUAACGGAGUCAAACGCGGAAGCGCUAUUCCUUACCGCUGCCCUCAUCGCGUUCCAGUCGACGGCGUCCCGUAUUUUCGCUAGGGAUGACAGUAGUGACUUGAAGGACCGAUCUGAUGGGUAUUCCCUGCCGCUGUCGUGGUUUCACUCGUUUCAGGGAAUCAAGGCUGUUGUGGCUUCUAGUUGGCAAUGGUUGCGCCAUAGCGGGAUCGUGAUCCCGAUAAUCGAGUCUCAACCCGCGCUUAAUCUUGAUCUGUCAGGGCAAAACGCGAAUUUUUUCGGGCAUCUACUAACCGGAGUGGAAGAGGAGGUUGCCAGCCAAGAUGAUCCCACAACCCAGGAGCUUACGCGCCAGGCCUACCAGCACGCUGUCGCUGUGCUUGACUGGGCUCAUAAGAUACCCCAUACCGGUGCCCCUCUCGUGUUUCUCGCGACCGUUUCGCGCCGUUUUGUAGAAUUGCUCGAGUCCCGGCGUCCACGUGCUCUUGCAAUUCUUGCUAGUUAUUUUGGGUUACUAAAGUCUCUCGAUAGUGUUUGGUGGUUGAAGGGCUUAGCGCGUCGCGAAGUCAUGGGCAUUGUUUCCCUAUUCGAUCCAGACGAUGAAGAAUGGUGGCCUCGUCUGCAAUGGCCUGUACGGAUUGCAUUAUACGAGGGCGAUUUCAUACCACCAGACGUGUGGGGCGCAGAAUCUUGCACUGAGACGGCGCUCUUGGACCAAAGCGGCCAAAAUGGAGGCUACGUCAGUCAUAUUGAGCUCGUGAGUCAAAUGUUUUCUGCUGUGCAGAAUAUGCCCCCAACGAUGCCGGGCGACGCCCUCGACGCACUCGCCCACCAGACCUUUUUAGCUCGAUCCCAAGAAUUCAACCGGCAGAUGUUACUCCGAGACGAUACGCACGUGUUACAUUGAAACUUCAGUAACUACAUCCGUUCGUGUCAAGCGUCGUUGAUCCGAGCUCGAACGGCUUAGGCAAGAUCUCACCCUCCAGAGUGUGAUCCAGUCGAGUAGAAUGCUAUUUGCUUCUUUGGGACGCCUUAGGUGUGCAUCACAUGACUACGCAACUAAAUGUUAUAACAUUGGGAGUUUUCAUGAGGCUGAUGUACAACAGCAUCGAACGAUUCGUCACACAGGGGGUGAAAAUAUGUAAUAUUGGGAUUUUCGUCCCCGAGGAUGCGGUAUCGAUACCAUGAUCUAUCUCUGUGGGGAUGGUUUUAUCAGGGUUCGAACAGCUAAGGACAGAAGUUGCGAAAGCGACGUAGCGACGACCCCCCACACCUACUACACGAAGCUAUUGGCUUUGUUAUAGAGCGUGUUGGCAGAAGAUAUGAGGGGCGACAGCGUAUAUAUACACUUCGACGUAGUUUUCUGUCGGUAUAUGGCAGAUGGGUUAAUAUGAAGGGAAAGGCUAUGGGGAUUGCUAACUACCUAAUGUAUUAUACAGUACGUGCAGUUUUAAGCUGACUACAACGUAGGUAAACCUAUAUUAAGGAGGGACUAAAAACACCACUAUGAAUAGAUCAACUCCAAACUUGGGAUCAACUUCCCAUGUCUACGAAGUAUAUACCAUCUAUGUAAUAAUAGCUUUAAUUUCCCUGAAGACUCCUUUUUAUGACAAUAAGGGC